This is a messenger RNA of Lotus japonicus, 1899 nucleotides long. RefSeq lists its product as uncharacterized. The transcript is spliced from 5 exons. Lineage: Eukaryota; Viridiplantae; Streptophyta; Magnoliopsida; Fabales; Fabaceae. The record is from RefSeq and is a predicted model, not a curated record. Bases 266 to 1681 code for a protein of 471 amino acids.
GAGAGAUGGCGCGAAACAGCAGAUUUAGUCAUUUAUUACAGAAUGGAUUUGGAAGUUCCGAUGAUGUCGCCACACUUCUCGUCCCCUGAUUUGAUCUUUCCGACAGAAAAACAAAACCCUAAUUCCUUUAUCAUCUUCACCCAAUUAUGGCUCUUGUUGACUGCAAACGUUGUCAACAUCUGAUCAAACCAAAAAUCAACACAGUAUGAUCUUUCAGGGGGAGAAUUUUUUUUAAAAUGGGGGUACCUGAAUUGGAACAUUUUUCAUGCUGGCCAUGAGCAAUGUGACUGGGAACGAAGGUUACAUAAUGGGAUGGGUCAUUGAAGAGGGAAAGGGAAAGAAAGCACAAAGUGCUCAAAUGUAUACUGUGACAUUUGCUCAUAGCAUAAAAGAUAGCAUAAAAGAUAAUCAAGGAAAAAAUUCAAAUCCUGAGGUGUUUUAUGGAAGUGGAAGCAGUAGUGAUUCAGAGAGGCAAAUAGAUGUAAUCGAUAGAGGUGAAAGUGGUGAGAAUGCCAGUGGCUCUAAAAGCAUAUCGGCCUCAACUAGAAGGUCAAGUUCUUCCUCUUUGUCAGUUUCAUCGUCGGAACCGGAUGCUUUCUUUGGAAUGGAUGCAUUGACUUUCACCGCUUCUGAUGCAUCUGAACUUAUAUCAAAAUCUGGGAAAACUUUUGUUUCUAGUAGUGAGAGCUCUGCCAAAUCUGAAACUGACAACAGCCAUCGAGUUCCCCCGUCGACAGGUCAACUUUACAAUCUGUCCUACAACCAAAAGGGUAUGUCACCAACGGCAAGCCCCCCUAUGCAAGUGAUGGAUCGAUCUGGCGGAUAUCCUUCUAGGAUUCCAUCUUCAGUCUUUGAAAUAACUACUAAUGCAUCGGAAUGGAGUGUUGCUUCUAAUGAAUCAUUAUUUAGCAUUCAUUUAGGGCGCAAUAGUUUCCCAAGAGAUAAUCCCUUCUUGAUUGAUGAGUUGGUUAUGCCUGAGGAAUUGACCAAAUCUGGUGAGCUGAAUGUGUUUAACCAAACCCCACCAGUUAUAGUAGAAGAGAUAGACACUGCCAGAAUAGAAGAUGACAGAGAGAACCUCCAAUCAACAGGAACAUCAGAUGAAGAUUCCAAGUCAGAGCGAAAACUCAGCAAUGACGGGAACGAAAUAAAAACUUUACAUCAAGCUGCAAUUUACAAGUCGUCCAAGUCCGAUUUGUCAGAAUUUACUAUUGGGAGUGGAUCCAGUGUGCCCUCUUUUGUUCCAUUAAAAAAGCGCUCACGGUCAGCGUGCUGCUGUUCUAAUCAUAGCUGUGCGCACUGCUGCUAUAAAUGUCCAGGCUGCAAGUGUUUUUCGUGUGGCUGGGCGUUCUGCUGCUGUUGGAACUAUCGCUGUACAAGUUGCUGUGGCUCCUCUGUUUUUAUGAAGACAGAUAUUCCUCGACAUCAAUCAUUUAAACAAGAUUCAGAAACGACUAGCAAUGCAUGUUCCAGUUGUUGCACUUGUUUCCAAUCUAAACAAGUGACUUCUAAAUCAUCAUGUGCCAAUUGUUGCAACUGGUUCCAUUGCUUUUCUUGUCCUUCUUGUCCUUCUUGUUCGUGGAAGACUUCUUGUCCUUCUUGUUCGUGGAAGACUUCUUGUGCAUGUAAGCCUUCUUGUACAUGGAAGCUUUCUUGUCCAAGAUGCGAAUGUUGCUGUUAAGGGACUGAGUUUUACAGAAUUGAGAUGUCUCAUUUGUUUUUAGUUGCUACCUUCUUUAGGCACUUAGGUUUGAUUAGAUGCCCAUGUACAUGUCUUGGCUAAACCAUUUUAACUUCAUAUCUCGUGGUACUCCUAAAAUUUAAAAAAAUUAAAUUAAGAUGAAGAAUUUUUACGGUUUUCUUUGUAUUUCAAUAUUGUUUAAUUAUUUAUUCCUAAAA